GUUUGCCUUUUGUAGAGCUAACACCCAAAAUGGCUUAUGUAAGCGGUCGGCGGCGGCGGCGUUUUUUCCAGCUCAUCUUAUCGGCUACAGAAAGUGUCGAUCGGAAUCUCUGUAACAAACAGCCCAUGUUAAAAACUGGAGUCUGGCGUCCUUUGGUGUAAGUUUUUUUCAAGCCCAGCGGGUGUGUGUCGGUUUGGCUGAGAAAACAUUACCGGCCCGACACCAUGUGGUUUUUACGAGCCCACAACAACAUUUGAAAAAAGAAAAUGAUUAUUUGCGAUUUAACGGGCGUCCGAUUCCAAGUACGCGGCGUCUAGUAAGUCACUGGUGUUGUACACACAAUCCUACAGGAGAGGAAUGUGUAAACAGAUGGACGUGCGGCUACAAUCCGGGGGGAAUCCAGCUGUGUGUCGGGUUUCUUCUUUGAUAUGAUGAACCCCGAAAUGUUUUGGCGACAACACAAUACCUUCGGCCUAUUUUUUAUUUUUUUCUCUUUACCUAUUCUUUAUACUGGAGGGGGUUUUGGCCGGUGGUCUGCGGCCCGUGUGUAUUAAUAGAAAAAAAAAAGAGGUCCGUCAGUGUGUGUGUGUAGUUGGGGGUCCAGCUGCAAUGACGUCACUGCCAGUUUGAUCGCAUUGGCCCCUGGCGCACCACGGCGUGAAUAGGAUAUCAUUGGCAAUACGCUUAACUUUUCCCAAGUUGAGAUGAUCCAAUAGUCUUCGUUAGUUCCUUCCUCCCCUUGCACACUUUUUUAACUUCCAGUUUAUCCAUACAAGACACGCUACCCCCAAGUUUCCAGCAGAACGUCCAGGGAAUUUGGCGUUUUAAGAAGAUCAAAAAAAUAAAAAAGUGGAAGAAAAUCGUUAAAAAAUUCUCUCGGUCUUAGGACUGGCGCAGAGUGUAUCUUCUUUUGCCUAUAGACACACAUCUGCAUCAGCGGAUAUAUAUUCCCUUGGCUUCCCUUUUUCUACUUGGUUGUAGUUUCUUCACUUUCGUUUGGACUGCGCUGGCGCAAAAGUGAGAGGGGGCCGGAGCCCAAGCCGAUCGACGUCCUCCUCCUCCCCCAACCGUUCCUGGGCAGCAAACAACAUCUGCGCAACACACACGAGAGACUUCGAUCCUAGUGUGUUGACGGUAGUCGUCGUCUUUCCAGUGUUGGUAGUCGUCCAAACGGCAGCCAAAAAGUUGUUGCCUUGGCAAAGAGUGUCCAAAAAAGUUUCUGGUGUGCGACCGCAGUCCCUGCGCUGUCCGCGUGUGUCUCGGUUCGUGAUACAGUGUCUUUGCGUGUGUGUCUCUGUGUGUGUAUGUGUGUGCGUGUGUGUACAUAGUGCGUGAGAGAGAUCCUGUCGUUUUGUUUGAGCAAGGGGAUCGAAUGGGAUGAAUGUCGAUCGAACUGGAUUCGACUGGUGUUGAUCAAAGACGGCCGAGAUGGAAACCGGUUGGCGGUGAACAAAAUUUGAAAGACAUUUGAAAUUGUGUGCCAUUACUUCUUUCAACUGGGAAAUCUUUUAUCGACGUCAAAUCAAUCAGUUGCCUCCGCAGUGCCAGGAGCUCCCCAAUAAGAAGAGCAACCAAUCUCUCUAAUAUGAUGGAUACCCCCACCAGCAGCACCAGUAACAACAAUAACAGCCGUCAAGUGAUUCUGGAAGGCGGACUACCGUGGGGCUUCCGGAUUCAAGGAGGAUCCGACACUGGCGUCCAACUCCGCAUCGCUCGCGUGAAUCCUGGGAGCAAAGCAGCGCUGCAAGGCAUCCGGGAAGGCGACGUGAUUACGUCGAUGAACGGCCAACCGACCGAGAAAGAAGUCACCAACAGUCAAGCUCACGCACUUCUCAAAGAAGCCGGACCCACUCUGCGCCUCGGUUUAAAACAGGGGUCCACUCUGACCAGACGACUCUUCAAAUCGUCGAGCGGAGCGUCAGUUUCAUCCAUCGCAUCCGCCGCUGACGUCAACCCAACAUCAUCAGGUAACGGCGGCGUAGCCGCUCAGUCGACGUCGACCAGUCACAACAGUAGCAGCAACGGCAGCGGCGGAGUUCAAUCAUCUUCGUCCACCACCAACACUACAUCUACCAGCUCCACCACCACCAAGACAUCGGUGCUAACCAGAUCAGACGAACGGCUGGCGGAAGAAAACGUUCCAGAAAGGCCAGCUCGAUGCGCCAAGAAUAAGCGUAGUAAAAGUAGUAGUAGUAGAUCUACCAGCAGCAACAACAACAACAACAACGCGUACAACAAUAGCGGAACGGAAGAGAGUGAAGACGAGACCGUCGACUGCCAUCGCAAUCUGACGGGACUGAAAUCCGGUCCGUCUUCGCCGCCGGCAGCCGCUGCUGCCUCCUCUUCUUCAGACGAUCCGCUCGAAGGCAUCCAUUCCAUCUUGUCUGAAAUGGAGAGAGAAAUCCGGCACACGGGGAUCGAUCCGCAGUCAGAGGCCAUCAUGGCCCAUCUGCCGCCGCCGGACGGAGGAGCCUCGGUCGAGCCGCGAAUCGGCGGACUAACAAUAGAAGAAUUCAUUCACUUUCUGGCGCUCCUGGAACGCGUCAAGGAGCAACACAUUGACACGAAAGAAUCUGGCGACGAUCCAGCAGCCGGAUCGGGCUCGGCCACUCCGUCGGCUCCCGCCGAGCGGACCAGCCCUUACGACAAUAUAAUCCGAUCGCUGGGGCCGGAUCAUCCGCUCUAUUGCAAUGUGGCCACCUCGCCCAGGAUCAGUCCGCCUUCCGACGAGGAUCGAUCCCGAGGAUCGUCGGCCUCUUCAUCGCCUUGCUCAUCGGAUGAGGAUGCCGGCCAAUUCCAGCUGCCCGACGGAAAGUCUGCGACUCUGCCCGGAUUCUCUUUCCUCGAGCGGCUCUUCCUCCGCCGCUACUUGCACGUCAUUCCGGAGGAGGUGGCCAGCGACUGCGGAAGCCACAGCGCCCGGCUCAGCCGAGCUCUCAGCGGACUCUCAUCCGCGCUCAGCUAUCUGGAAGAUGUCGACGACGAUCGAUUCUCGCACGAAUCCGUCGGAGAUGAAUAUCCGGACUUUGCAUCCGGCGGAUCCCUAACGCCCGUCCCAAACCCAACGACAAACGGCAGCGAAGCCAAUCCGGUUCUAGUUCCAGUAGAACCGGAAGGCGACCGAGUUGAAGCUCCCGAGUGCAUCCAGCAGCAGCCUGUCACUCACAGCGAUUCCGCAUUGCAAGCCGAGAAGGCCAGACAAAAUGCGGAAGCGGAAUCGCCCGUUGAUGUGACUGAACCCCGCAUUAUUCCGCCGGAAGAUGGAUUUUCCAUCGUCUUGGCAGUCCCCGUCAUGAUAGUCGACUCGAGCGACUACGAUGAUCCGGCGGAUUCGCCCACAGAAGAUCGGGCCCCUUUCAUCUCUCCAACUUCAUCCAAUCUGCUGGAAGAAGAAGCCGAUCGUCCCACGCAUUUCCCCCAAGUGCUGGAUGAGAUGAACGACCGACAAGGAAUAAAUGAGGAAGAUGAAAAAGCGGAUGAAGAAGCCAAAGAAAAGGAGAAAAUGAAAGAAGAAGAAGAAAAUCAAAGCGAAGUGACUUCAUUGGCGGAUUAUUGCGAGCUGCUUGACGAAUCUCUGCUGCCACUCAGCGUCCUAAUGAUGCAAACAUCCGGCGGCAGCAGCGUUGGUGGCUGCUGUCGUGACUGUGACGAAACGACGGGCCAACGGCCGUCGCAUUCAGAGCGGAACGACCCGCCGACGGAAGACUACGCCUGCUCGUGCUCUCUAGGCUUCAGCGACGACGAUGAUGAUGAUGGAGACAACGACGACGACGACGUUAAUGUCGGCCACGAUGAUAAUAAUCAACAGCCGGUGAUAAUCGAUUCCGGCGAGGUGGCCAUUCCGCUGCCGCCGGCAGCCGACGGAUUAACUGGAAUGACGACAGUUCAAGAAGAAGAAGACACUAAAGGAGAACAUGGGCCCGAUGGCGGCGACGACACUUUAACAAUGGAUUCCAUCCAUCGGGCGGAUGGCGAGGAGAAAAUGUCGCCGGUGAUUGGAGAAACGACAGUGAGUGGAACAUCGGUGGUGACGUUGAUUGACGCCAAAAUCGUCAGCGUCGAUUACAAACCCGUGCAGCUGAUUCGUUCCAGCGCUCAACUCCGUCACGCUGGUGAUGGUGGAACGGCGGAUACUCUGGACGAGUUCCAGCCGGCAGCGGCCCCGGACGCUGAAAAUAGACAAUUAGCGGGCGAAAAUCCAGCAGAGACGGACAGCAGGCGGACGAUGGGACAAGUGUCGAAUGAAGAAAGUGAUCCGGCAUUAGCUGCUGUCCGUUUUACGGCGGAAGAUUCCGGUUUAGUGGAAGCGGCGAUGACUAAAUUAUCAUCGGCGGGGGUCAAUCAACCGGAAUUGAUGAUUCCGGUUGACCAGGGCGUCUGCAGUUCCACGGCGAAGAAACACGGACGUGUCGUUGAUGAAAUGCGGAGGCUUUGGGAAACGCGUUGCGCUGGUGAUUCGUCGACAGUUCCGGCCAUUCCGUCUGAUCCGGAUAACGAACAAGACAAGGAUACAUCCUUCGAGUAUGGAUCGGAUCAAGCGACUCCGGUUCCGGAAGAAGAGCCGUCGGCCGCUAUCGUCGAGUCGCCGGCGGUGGUGAACGAUCCGGUGCGGAUGAAAUCUAUCCAAGAAUUCCGGAUGCUUUGGUCCGGAUGGCCUCCACCUCCACCACUCCCUCCACCUCCCGAGCAUUACGGCGCAUCCGAAACGGAAACAGGUUACUCCACUGACGGAUCGGAGCCGUUCCGGCAACGGCGGAGGAGAGCAGCCCAAGCUCUGAUGAGCUCCGUCCCGACGCCUCCGCCGAGACCCACGCCACCUAGGGACGAAAACUUGUAUCGACUACGAUCCGAUCACUCCGGAUGGCACGACCGCCCGCCGGAACCUCCGCUGAGGUACCAGCCGUAUCUCGGACAACGCUACCAACCGCUGUGCUAUUAUUCCGCGCCGGAAGCGGACGAAGAAGAAGACGACGAACGGGUGAAGGCUCGCUUGCUGGCCGACUGGCUGGUGCUGGCCAACCGAAAGCGGAGUCACUCGCCAUCCAGCGGCACCUACCGAUCGAUCCAGCGCUCCAAUUACAGCACGCUGACGUCGACGACGACGACGACCCGCGACACAUCCGCCAGGGAAUCGGAAUCGGAGGCCUCGGACUACAACGAUCGGACCGACUGCGCCACCGCCAUCCGGCGCUACCGGCGACGCCAGCGAGAUGACGAGUAUCUGUCCCAUGGAUCUUCGUCAUCGCUUUUGUCGACGCCCUAUCUAGCCAGUAGUCCUAAACCAGGUGUUUGGUCGCCGGGUCAGCAACAACCGUCGAGUCCUCCGGAGAGGGACAGCAACAACCACCAGCAGCAGCACCACCGUCAGUCACAGCCGGUAGUAGUCUCUUCCGGCAGCAGCAACGGCAGCAGCCAGCAGCAGCCGCCACCGCCAAUUUGGAUUCCGUCCAGCCAACAGCCUAGCCCGAAAUCAGAGCGGAAAGAGUUCCGGCCAGUCCGGCUUGAAGCAUUGAAGAAACAGGCGUCCGCCCAACAGCAGCAGCAGCAGCCGCAGCAGCAACAACAGCCCCAGCAGCGCGAGGGAGGCCAGAAACCACCUGGGGGUGUUGGCAACAACGGUACCAAACCGGCGGCUCCGACCAGUUUGCCACCUUUUGCUACAACCACAUCCACCGCAGCAUCUCAUCCAUCCACCAACGCCCCAACCACCUACUCCUCUUACUUGUACCCGUCCAGCUGGGACAAUCAGCGCCAGCAAAAUGCCCCACCGUACGGCAACAACAGUGCAAACAGCACACCCAUAAACACACCGGCCAGCGAGCACUCGGUUUUGACCAGCACUUCGACCAAUUUUUCCGCUUUGUCUUGGGACCGGAGAACAAACGGCGGGUCCACUUAUAGUGGCGGUUCGGGAUCGACAACACCUACGCCUUCGUUACAGCCUUUGCUUCCGCCGGCCACAUCUUUGACGCCAACCAGUCACCUGCCCAAGGUGCCCAACACCACCGUCACUCUCCUACAGAAAGCCAGAGAGGGACAAUUGCCGAAAGGUGCCGCUUACCUGGACAGCCCCAAACAAGGCGAACGUUCCGGAAAUCGCCUAGGUCAACCACCUCCGCCCCAACAGCAACUGUACCGUAGCCCAUACGAGCAAGUGUACAGCAUCCAGCGCGAGUAUAACGUGCCCUCGACGACUUCUUCAUCUGGCCCAGGCGUUUCACAAGCCAACGGCGACGAAAAUAGCCAACAGCCAGCGGCGGCAUCUUCUUCUUCUUCUUCUUCUCAGCCGCAAGAAACGCGCAAGUUUGUCGAUUUGACGGCCAACAAAUUUAGCGGCGUCGGACCCGUUUCCAACGAAGGCGUUCCCAUCGCUUUGCGCUCGGGCAUAAGAGAAGAGGAUCAUCAUCACUGGUACCGGCGUAUGUACGAGUCCUUACACAGGGCAGGAGGUCCAGGAGAUUACGUCACUGUGCGCUACAAACCUGGUCGUGGACGAGGUGGAGGCUACCAAUCGGAGCCGGAUCAGAACCGAUACGAUUACGAUUCGGAUGCCGGUCGUUACGCAACUUUGGAUCGCAGACGUCAACGCAUCCACAACGAUUCCGAAUCUAACGGCGGAUCACCUUCGCGAAUAACGAAUCAAGAAUCUGAAUCCUAUCGUUAUCAACCCGGUCGGAUUGAAGAUUACGAGCCGGGAAUCCGUUCCUCUAUCACUCAGCCUCAGCCAGUCAAACAGUCACCCAAGAUCAGCAUCCCCAGCAAAUCGUUUACGAAUUUUGCUUUGAAAGAAUCCGGUUACGAGAGUGACUCUCAACUAGUCUUUCGACGGCGUUAUCCGGCCGAUUCGGCCGAAGGGGGUACUGGACCAACAACUCCGGCAACCGAUCCGCAAGAGCAGCGUCUUUGGUACCGCGACAUCCAGCGUGGAGGCGAGGUGCCAUUGCACGGACUCCGCAAACAACAGCCCGAUCGACCACAAGACGAGUCGACCGAUCCGUUCGAUCGUCGAAUAGGCAGAAGCGAGAAACAGCGCAAAAGAGAUCCUUGGCGCUACAUCCGGUUCAGAUCCAAGUCUCCGACUCCGCCGUCGACGCAGAGACGACGCUACCGAUUCCUCUCCGUUCCGGCCGUUUUGAGCCGAUUGCAAAGCUGCAAAAUGUUCCGCAGCGGAAGCAGCAAACGACAGUCGAGCGCCACCAGCAGCCCGAACGCGUCGGAAGAACGCCACCAAAAGAGCACCGGAACGUCGACCGCCAAAACGACAGUUUCCAUCGGGACUUCGACUUCUUCCAAGGGCAAAACUUGGCGCCGGAUUAAAUCCGGAAACGGAACGAGUGGUGCCACCAAGAAAUCUCCGAAACCAACAGCGCCCAGCCCCGUUGACGGAGGAUUUGUUCAGCGGGAAGAAACGGCAACGCCGUUGACGGACGACAUUACCGCAGUUCCUCAGCCCGUCCAACCGAUUGAACCGGAAUCCCAAGAGCUGGAACCUUUGCCGCCUCCUCCUGUAGAGGAUAUGCACGUCGAGCAGCCGCCACUUCCGCCUCCACCGCCUAUCAAAGCGGCGAUGGAAUCGCCGGAGUUAAAGCAGCGGUCAACACAACAACGCGUUCCGUCCCGUCCGGCGCUUCCGUCUUUUCCGGCCUUUCCGACCUUGUCUCCACUUCAAUCCCGUCCGGCUAAGAAGAAAUCGUCUGGCAGUAAAUCGGAGCCGGCCCUGAACGUCUACCUCCAUACGCGUCAAAUGGUUUCGCAAUCGAAAUUCCGGCGGAUGCAGGACGAGCCAGUCGCUCAAGAAGAGACGCCCAAAAUGACCAGAUACCAGAAACUGGCCCGCGACACCAAAAAUCUGGUGGCUAGAAUUUCUGGAGAGAUUCCGAGCACAGAAAAAAUCCGCCAAGCGCUAAAACUUCCAGCCGGAAGCAACGGCAAUGGAAAUGGCUCCAACGGCAACGGAUCUAACGGCAAGAAUAACUCCGACGUGGACGUCACUGAUCCUGAAUUCAUUUGCGAUGAGCAGACAGCGGCUAUUCUUUUAGCCGAGCUGGAAGGCAAACCGGAAUCGGAAUCUCAGAAAGCGGAUGGUGCAGCAAGCCAGAAGGCUGAAUCACCGGUCCAGCAGCCGCCAAAACAACAACAACAGCAGCCAGAAUCAAAACAAGAGCAGAUGCAAGAACAACAACAACAACAACCGCAGCAACUUUCGGAACAUUAUCAUUUUGUUGUCCCGCUUGAAAAUAGAACUGAAGACGGGCAAGGAGAUUUUUAUUCCUCCCGCUCCACCGCCGGCAGUCCGGAAUACAUCAAGACUCAACGUUUCACCCAGCUGCGCUCCCUUUAUCGCAGCCUGGAACGGCUCAACGAGCUGGAAAAAUUGGUGCCGACUGACGAGCUGAACCAGGUGGCCAGCACCGAUGGCAUCAUCGACUUUGAUUUGUGGCGCCGGUUGAGGCAGCGAGAAAAGGCCCAGGAAGAGAUGAGGAAUUUGGCCACCUGGAUCCAGGCGGCACAAAGAGAAGGCGAGUGCUACUUUGGCACAUCGCCGCCACCCAAGUGGCAACGUGGGGCCGAUCCAGGACUCCGCAUCAAAGAACAAUCCGUCCGUCACUUGACGGACAAAUACAAGACAUUGGCGGAAGCCAAACGUUACUCGACCCAAUCACUUCCAAGGAACUUUGCCCAGUGUCCGGAUGGCAGUCGAGCGGAAUCUCCGGUAUCGACUGGACGAGUCAGUCGAUCCAGCCAGAGGCGCAGCAGUUUGACGGGAAAGCAGAUGGCCGUUUUGAAAUCGCAAUUAUCCCGCGUCUAUACUCCGCCGAGCCGUUACGAGACGGUCGUCUCUCCGCAAAGACCGCCCCGGAAACUUCCGGAAUCGUUGCUGAACCCCAAACUCUACGUUCGAAGUGUGUCCGAAUCCAGUCGUGAUUGCACGCUCGCCAGACUGGAACAGCGACGCAAUCGGCUAAUGGAAUCGCAGAAGGCGUUGUCCAUCGCCGGAAGUGGACGUGCCGUCCAUCGCUCUCAGUCGGCAUCCGCACCCAAGCAGCCAAAUAUCAGCGAAGCGGAACGCCGUAGUUUAUCUAUGCGGCUCGGUGCGGAAGUCAAACAGCGUUACAUCGCCGGCCAGCCGCCCGCCACUCCGCAUCAACAGCCGCGAUCCACCAGAGCGGCGAUCCAGUACGUUCAACAGUUGAGCCAGCACAUGUCGAGAAAAUUGGCCAGCUCACCGCGGAUGAUGUCGCCCAGUUCGCCGGGUCCUUAUCGAACUCAUCAAUCACGUAGCUCGUCGCGCGGAAGCUCGGCCAGCAGCCAACAAGAUUAUUUGCUGGUGCUGACACCUCGCGGGCGGAAUAAAGCCGACGUGGAAUCAGCUGUUCAAGAAUGGGCCGACUCGGCCGUCGUUGGCAAAACUCCUUCGCCGACUCCGGCUGUUCCGCAGCGCUCAAGCAGUUUGAAUAUCCGCGCCAACUUGGAAGAAGAUUCUCACAGUUCAAACUCGUCCGUCCAGACGGUCAUCCAUCGCGACGUCCAGAAGAAAGUGGAUUUCUUUGAGAAGGUCAUUGCUGACUCGGUUGGCGAUCCUUGCGACUUGGCCGUCGUUCCCUUUCGGACUACUCAGAGCGUCAAUGACCUGCGCCGAUCCGCAUCAACAUUGGUGGGCCGUCGCCGGACCCGCUGCGCCGUAGUUCCGCAGAGGUCGCAAAGUCUUUCACUCCAACGGCCCGGAUCAUCCGCUUCUGCUUACGGAUCCAUGACCGAUCUCCGUCUUCAUCAGCUGAUGGAUCGAGUCAAAAGCUCGUCGCCGAGUCCUUCCGGCCGUAGAUCAUCUCCCGGAAGCGUGUCCGGAGGCGGAAGCCAUUACAUCAAUUUGGUCAAGAAAGGCGACGUGGUGAAGAAAUGCCAAUAUUUCAGUUCGCCAAGAGUUGACCAACCAUCACAGCAGCAGCAACAACAACCGCAACAACAGAAGCCAGUUCAGAGGCAGUCGAGGCCGGCAACUCCGCAACUAUCCAGCCGUUCCGUUCCUGAUUCGCUUCCGCUUUGGAGCGCGACGGAAAAAUUCAAUCGCAACAAAACGGUCAUCAAAGGGCAAGAGAUGGGCGACGUUAGUUUCAUCAAGCGCCGCUACGAGCAGGAGCAGCCGAGGAAUCGCUUCCGGAGUCAGUUCGGUUCGGCUUCGACUCCGUCACUGCAGGAUGGCGGAGCGAGCGGAAGUUUCAGCUGGAGUCGUCGUUUGGCGGCCGCCGCUAACAAACGGGUCUCGUUUCCCAAUUUCUCGUCGCUAAGUAGAGCCGGAAGCCGAAAUGGAAGUGACGCCGGAAGUCGGUCAGGGGGUAAGAAAAUGGAUUUCACUCGUGUCAAACCUACUUUACUCUCCUCUGCACGGCUGGCCCUCCGUCAAGCACAAACGGCCGCCGAUCCGACGGCUCAUCAACACACUAUCGGCGGAAGAAUCAGCCGACCUAUCACCCGCAACUCUUCUGCCGCUGGUGGAUCCUACAAUGACAUUCCCUCUACCCUUUCUUCCGUUCUUCCACCCAGCAACACCCAGACGACCACUACUGCCACCCAUUCAACAACCAAAACUACUGUGGCUAGUCCUGAUAUGAGUUUUAAAUCCACUUCAGAAGGAUCCAUCCGAAGCCGUCGAUCCAUGUCCAGCCCGCUUCCGGCAAUUCCGGUAUCCACUUCAGCUGCUGCGUCUAAUGUGACUCCAAAUCCACCUGGAAAUACGCAGUCCGAAACAGCCCAUUCCAAAGCGGUUCCUAAAGAAUCCAUCAGUGCCAAAAUGACGGCAGCCAGUAAACCGGCAGCAACUCAAUCCAGCUCUCCAGUAGGACAUGUCACUCCAGAGGCAGACUACCAACCAGUGGCCUCUUCUACCUCUCAUUCCGGCAAUUUCGAUCCAUCCAUGCAUCAGCCAAUUUAUCGCUACACUCCGCCACCUCCGCGUUCAGGGGGUCGAUCCAACCGAAUCCAUUCCGUUUACGAUUUAUACGCCACGUAUCCUCGCCAGAGAGCCGGAAUGCAGUCUCCAUCUCGCCCACCCCUUCCAGCAGAGUGGGCUCACCUAACCAGCCCCCGCAAGCCACGAGCAACCAAUCAAGCAGGCGCAGCGCACAGGUUCGCCGAGUCGGAGGUGACCAUUCAUUACCGCAGUCCUAUCCGCAACCUGCAGCAAAGCGGUCAACAGCAGACGGAAAUCGACGAGGAGGAAUUGAGGCAGAUGCAGGCGGAGCACAUGAGACGCGUUUACGAACAGGAGCGUAGACGGAAAUACAUCCAAGAACUGGAAGAUAUCGAGUCUCGACGUCACAUGGAUAACUUUACGCCGCUAAUGAAAUCCCCGAUCCCGUUGAACCGUUAUGAUGACUUUAUGGAUGAUCAACCGGUGCCGAUGGGCCGUUCUGGCAGCCAAAACCAGCCACAACGAGACCGAACUCCCGAGCCUAAAAUAGUAGCUCGCGGCCUCUACAACUUCGUGGCUCAAAACGCCCGGGAAUUGUCGUUUCAAAAAGGAGAUAUUAUCUUCAUCCGGCGACAGAUUGAUAAGAAUUGGUACGAGGGAGAACACAAUGCCAUGGUAGGCAUCUUCCCUGUCAAUUACGUCGAGAUCGUACCUUACGAUGGCGUACGAUUGACAAACCGUAAACCCAGCGAAGGCAAAGGCAGGGUCAAAUUCAAUUUUGUGGCCCAGACGCCGAUUGAAUUGUCUCUGGUUAAAGGGGAAUUGGUAAUCAUCACGAGACAAGUGGACGAGCACUGGCUAGAGGGUCGCAUCGGUCAACGCCGUGGCAUAUUCCCCAUUUCAUACGUCGACAUUAUCCAGCCUUGUUCUUCAUCUCCUUCCAACCAAAAUGUCAAGACCCCGACAACGAGCGGUACCGCUCUAAUUACUAACGGAUCUCUCCGUUCAACUCAUAAUUACCAACAAUUACGCACUCAGCAGCCGCAGCACUUUUCCAUGCAACAGAAAAUGAGCCCGGCGAAUGCGACAUCUCAGCAUCAGUACCGAACAGCUCCAGCACAGUAUAAUAAACCCAGCAGUUUGAUGGUCGACACUCGCUCCGAUCCCGUCCUAUACCGAGCGCUUUACACGUAUGCACCGCAGAAUGAUGACGAGCUUGAACUGCAAGAAAGCGACAUGAUCUGCGUGCUGGAAAAGUGCGACGACGGUUGGUACGUGGGCACCAGCCAGCGUACCGGCCUCUUCGGUACCUUCCCGGGCAACUAUGUCGAACGCGUUUGAUGAGAGUUUUCAAACCCGUCGCUUGACAUAAUUGAAUGAAUCGAUGCGUUGAAAGACAAACAAACAAAACACAUACACCACCUAUCUGCAACACAUUUCGAUUCUCUAAAUAUUGUUACGGUUAUUACUAUUGUUCUGUUCAUCACCUAUAUAUUUCUUAUUCUCUCAUUUAUCAUUUGAUACAGCAACAGCGCCAAAGAGUCUCUCAUUUGAAUCAGAACGUGAAUCGCAUCAUUUAGUUGGUCAUAUUAUAAUAUUCUGCUAUACAAGUUUCUUGAGCUUUUAUUCAAUCAUUCAAAAAUCAUGACAUUUGUGUUAGAAAAGAUUCUUUUUGGUGGUUUUAUUGUCUGAAAGAUUUAACCUAUCCAUCGUCUUCCUAUUUGAAGCUGUCACACCGUGAAUUUUCUUGUCAAAAGAGUCAUCCGGAAGAACAAGGUUUUUGGCAUUGAAAUGAAUGAGCUGAUUGAUGUUUGAUUACGAGGAGAGUUCUGUAUUUUAUGUGGAUCAUCAGUUUCCUCAUUGAUGUAUACAGUUGUACACGAUUAACUUGGAAAAUAAUCAGAGAAUGCCAACGUUAGAGAGUGCCUUGGAUGGUGGAGACCAUGUACACAACAAACAUACUACUCACACCCGUUACAGCCAAUAGCGUUCCGAUAUGUUGUGUGUCACCCAUGGAAGUGAAACAUUUUGUUCGCGUUAUAAUGCAUCACUCGUAUUAAUCGCACUAAUCACAUACAUUAAUUUUGUUUAUUAUUCAAUAUUUUUAUCGUCAGUAAUGAUAGCCUAUCCCAUUGAAAUUCUUUUUCUCCUUUUCUGCUGCUCGAAAAAUCAUUUUUUCCCUUCUAAUCUAUAUCUAGAAUGGUUUCUCUACAAUUUAAUUACACGACUGAUUGUUA
Messenger RNA from Daphnia pulex (common water flea), 13146 nucleotides. Its product is annotated as serine/arginine repetitive matrix protein 2-like. The coding region runs from base 1586 to 12250 and encodes 3554 amino acids. The record is from RefSeq and is a predicted model, not a curated record. Gene Ontology annotation, molecular function: protein binding. The transcript has 26 exons. NCBI's taxonomy places the organism in Eukaryota, Metazoa, Arthropoda, Branchiopoda, Diplostraca, Daphniidae.